AUUUUGUAUGUGUAUGGUAAUCGUGCUUCUCACGUCAUCCCACCAGUGUUCACAACAAUGGUCGUGCCGGUUGUAUUUUAGGUUAAAUCCUACUCGCAUGAUCUCUAAUAUAGUUUAUCAACUCUAACAGAGUAAAAAAUGGACAAUAAAAUAACGAUAUGUGAUCCUGACGAAGAAGAAAUUGAAAAUGAUUUAUUGCGUGACAUCGAACCAAUCAUGUGGAUCAAUGAUGAUCCAAACUAUGACUUGGACGAGAUUAACAUGUUUUUUCACAGAGUUGAUUCAGCUCAAAUUAUAUAUGAAGAAAAAAAGAAAAAGUGCAAAUUUAUCGGUAAAUAUGUCAUGGGCGACGUUCUCGGUGAAGGUAGUUAUGGAAAAGUAAAAGAAGUAUUGGAUUCGCAAACGCUCUGCCGAAGAGCAGUCAAGAUAUUAAAGAAAAGAAAACUUCGUAGGAUACCGAAUGGUGAACAGAAUGUUCAAAGGGAAAUAAAAUUGUUAAGAAUAUUAAGACACAAGAAUGUAAUAAAUCUUGUAGAUGUUUUAUAUAGUGACGAGAAAGAGAAAAUGUAUCUAGUUAUGGAAUUUUGCGUAUGUGGAUUACAGGAUAUGUUGGAAAGCGCACCAACCAAGAAGCUUCCCCUUUGGCAGGCACAUGACUAUUUCUGUCAGUUGUUGGAUGGUUUAGAAUAUCUUUAUAGUAAAGGAAUAGUUCACAAAGAUAUAAAACCUGGAAAUCUGUUAUUAACUUUAGAUGGUACCUUAAAGAUUAGUGACUUUGGCGUUGCAGAGGCAUUAGACAUGUUUUCCAAAGACGAUACAUGUACGAUAGGUCAGGGAUCUCCAGCGUUUCAGCCACCAGAAAUUGCAAAUGGCUGCGAAAGUUUCUCAGGUUUUAAAGUAGAUAUAUGGAGUAGUGGAGUUACAUUGUAUAAUAUAACAACGGGUUUAUAUCCUUUUGAGGGAGAUAAUAUAUAUAAAUUAUAUGAAAACAUUGGAAGGGGCGAAUAUACUAUACCGAAAGAAGUAGAAGAACCUUUAAAAUCGCUCAUAGAGGGAAUGUUGCAGAAAGAUGCGGAUAAAAGAUUUACAUUACAACAGAUUAAAAGACAUGCUUGGACCAUAUGCGAGCACCCUAAAAUGCAGAAAGAAGUACCUAUACCUCCUCUUAAAAGUAAUGGGUGUCAUAGUAUGACUGUUUUACCAUAUCUAAUGGAAUAUCAUUAUGGGGUUGAUGAUAAUCCUGUAUAUUACACAGAACAUCAGCUAAAUGAAGAACGAAGACUUCAAGAACUGGAUCGUAUUAGCGAGGAUCGAAAAACUACAUGUAAUAGUCAUGUAAAUGCUAAACCCAACACAAACAGUCAAAACAAACGGAGAUGGCGUAAAUCUUGUAUUAGUAUUAAGAGAUUUUCAUCCUGCAAGCCAUCGUGAUUUUACUGAUUGUAUCGCUAUUCUUUCGUUUAUAUCUCACUGACUAUGUCAGUUACAAAGCUUCUCUAUGGUGGAGACGACUGAAAGCUCGAUUAAUGCCGAGCGUACAAGAUGUAUGUAAUUCAACUACAGCACGAAUAGAAUGUAACGCUUUUGAGUCGAUUCAAAAGCAUCGGAUGUAAACAUUUGUGAUAUUAAGAUUAAAUCGUGUAGCGCGAAUAAUUCAACAACAUCCUUAUUAAUUCGACCCAUGAAAUGCCCAAUUAAAGUCAAGUUUCGUUCUGGUGCCAUAUGGAUAAUGCGAUUAAUAAAAUUGUUAAUCGUCAAA
This is a messenger RNA of Formica exsecta, 1759 nucleotides long. It is a transcript of the gene Lkb1, whose product is annotated as serine/threonine-protein kinase STK11. Gene Ontology annotation, molecular function: protein kinase activator activity; protein serine/threonine kinase activity; ATP binding. The record is from RefSeq and is a predicted model, not a curated record. The coding region runs from base 139 to 1431 and encodes 430 amino acids. Gene Ontology annotation, cellular component: cytoplasm. The transcript has 6 exons. Gene Ontology annotation, biological process: protein phosphorylation; intracellular signal transduction; regulation of cell growth. NCBI's taxonomy places the organism in Eukaryota, Metazoa, Arthropoda, Insecta, Hymenoptera, Formicidae.